This is a messenger RNA of Zingiber officinale, 756 nucleotides long. Its product is annotated as RAB6-interacting golgin-like. Bases 155 to 679 code for a protein of 174 amino acids. The record is from RefSeq and is a predicted model, not a curated record. Lineage: Eukaryota; Viridiplantae; Streptophyta; Magnoliopsida; Zingiberales; Zingiberaceae. The transcript has 4 exons.
AUGAGAAGAUUUCAAGUAAGAAAGAAUUUGGAACACUUGUGAUUAGGUAGAGGCUUGUCAGUUCUUUGGAUUGCUUUAAGAACCAGUUGUAUGAGGAAGAACAGUGUAUAUAAAGAGGAGGAGAAGAUAGGAGGCAAGGGCUAUUAAGUGAGCCAUGCAAACUCCAAUUCAGCAGCAGCAGCAGCAGCAGCAGAGUUUAUGGAUCAGGGGUUCUACACACAGCCAGAGAGAUGGCACAUCAGAUGAAGAGAGGGAAGAUGAGGACGAGGCCUUUUCAUCCAGAACAACUCUCUCCACUUUCCGAGCUAAGGAAGAGCAGAUCGAGAGGAAGAAGAUGGAGAUCAAAGAGAGGGUAUUUGCGAAAUUGGGCAGAGUUGAGGAGGAGAGCAAAAGGCUGGCCGUGAUCAGAAAAGAACUCGAAGCAAUGCUUGAUCCAACAAGGAAGCAAGUGUCAGCUAUGCGCAAGAAGAUCGACAUGGUGAACCGUGAGCUGAAGCUUCUGAGCCAGAAUUGCCUCAAGAAGGAGAAAGAAUACAUGCAAGCUCGCGAAGCAUUCGGCGACAAGAACAGGGAGAAGGCGCAACUAGUCGACAAACUAAUGGAGUUGGUCAGCGAGAGUGAAAGACUGAGGAUGAAGAAGCUGGAGGAGUUGAGCAAGACAAUCGACUCUAUUCGAUAAAUCUAUGACAAUUGUAUCGUUAAUGGAUUGGAAGUGAGUUUCUUUUUUCAAUUGAUUGGAUUGUGUGGUUUCAUGGG